Messenger RNA from Lottia gigantea (owl limpet), 1627 nucleotides. RefSeq lists its product as hypothetical. The coding region runs from base 45 to 470 and encodes 141 amino acids. Lineage: Eukaryota; Metazoa; Mollusca; Gastropoda; Lottiidae. Gene Ontology annotation, cellular component: nucleus; cytosol. Gene Ontology annotation, molecular function: fatty acid binding. Gene Ontology annotation, biological process: fatty acid transport. The transcript is spliced from 4 exons. The record is from RefSeq and is a predicted model, not a curated record.
CUGCAGUUCAAAUACAGAUAUAUUCACUCACAUAGACAUUAAAAAUGGACGAAAUAAAAGAGAAAUUUUGUGGUAAAUGGAAAUUAGAUCGUAGUGAAAAUUUCGACGAAUUUCUCAAGGAAAUGGGGGUGAAUUUUUUGGUACGUAAAAUGGCUGGAAGUUCUAAGCCUGAACAAGAGAUCCGAGUAGACGAUGAUACAAUUGUUGUUUCUACCAAGGCUGGAUUCUGGAAUAAAGAAAGUCGAAUGAAACUGAAUGAAGAGUUUGAAGAAGAUAGAGACGGGGUAAAAAUGAAGUGUUUUGGUAAAUAUGAGAAUGGUGUAAUAAUAAUAGACAAUACUCCAAUAGAUAAACCUGAUUUUAAACCUCAAAAGGUCACGAGAGAAAUCAUAGACAAUGAAUUAGUAAUGAUUAUGAAUGUUGGAGAUGGUUAUUUAAUAUGUAAACGAUAUUUCAAGAGGCUUCCUUAGAAAUUGUUUAUUUUUCUUUUAUGCGUGUAGGAGAUGUUAGUGUACCAGUAUAUAAACUGGACAGUUUUUUUUUGAUGGAUGUGACCAAGUAACUUUGCUCAUGUGGCAUUAAAAUGCCUGUAAAUAUAUAAUUAUGAUGUAGCCGGGGCAAUAAGUAUAUUUGCUACAUAAAAGGGGCCAUUUUAGUAUAAUAUAAUGUGUCGUUUGUUUACCAACCAUUAGAAUUAAAUUUCAGCUACUAGGAUCACUUCUCAGAUAAAAUCCUGGCUUCAUUCUUUAGGACUUACUAUUAAGUCUACAACUUCAAUUUAUAUUUAUUAUUUAUUUUAUAACCUGUAUUAUAGUUUUACUUGGAAGUUGGGUAAAAUAAAUCCAUGGAUACGUAUUGCGGAGUGUGUAUGCGUGAAAAAAGACCACAUGGACUGUAUGCGCAUUACACAUCUAUGGAUGGCUCCCGAUGUAUAUGGGAAACAUACAUUUAUGCCUAGCAUAGCCUUUCGACAAACGAACUUCCUUGUAUUAAGACCUGUCUGUAUACAUGAAAUUUCAAUAUAUUGAGAAUAUAUUAAAGUUAAAGAUUUUAAGUAUUUUAAGUGAAAGUAUUUUCCUCGCGCCCAUAUGUUAAGGAUAAGAGACUGGAGUAGGCCCGUAGCCAGACUGGAGUGUAGAAUUCGCUACACUACACAACAUAUAUUUCAAUUUCUCUGCUGUCGGUAUCGUGUGUAUGUCUGAAUUGCUUGGCUGGACAUAUUUAACAGAACCAAAUAAAUAUUUGAUUUCCAUAUUUUGGUAAGGUCAUCAUUCACAGUCAAUCGAAUAAUCCACAGAAAAAAGGCAAAACCAAAUAUAAUCAACUGAAAUAUUGUUCUGGCUAUGGGUCUUGACAUUCCAGAAAGAUAGAAUACCGUGCUAAUGAUCGACUCGAUGACAAAUGGAUUAAAGUCAUUGAUCUUUUAACAUAGACAAGAUAUCAUUAAGCAUUGGAUUUCGUCCAGAAUGUCCACGGUUAAUGUCCUUAUUAGAGACAUCUACAGUCUUAAGUUAUUUUCUUCAAUGACAAAAAGUUCACGCUAACGUAGCCUACUGUUCAUGAACUUUUCAGAAGUCUGUAACAAAGGUGAAUUAAAAUGUAUUAAAAGGUUUACGUCCCUUCUCUU